Macrobrachium nipponense is the source of this 9033-nucleotide messenger RNA. RefSeq lists its product as uncharacterized. The record is from RefSeq and is a predicted model, not a curated record. NCBI's taxonomy places the organism in Eukaryota, Metazoa, Arthropoda, Malacostraca, Decapoda, Palaemonidae.
CCCAACAGGUUAUGAAGGCGGACAUCCGCCACUUAAAAGACAUGGAGAGUGCAAGCUGUUUGGUCAAGGGGGUUCUUCCCCCGAUUCCCCACUUUCAUUCAGAGAAAUCUCCCCUUCCGAAAGAUUUUCCCGUUUCCCUACAAGUCUGCUCCUCCCCCCAGCGGGACGCCAGGUCCUGCAGCCCCGAGAGUCAGACUUCCGAUAUGCAGAGCUCGAACUCUUCCUCCCGUUCCUUGGACGACAGUCCAACGGAGGUCAAGGAGGACCCCUUUUUCGAGUGCCACCGUCCCGUGGGGAGAGGUCCCAGGACCUUGCAUCAUGGCCCCCACGAAUCCCUCAUGACGGACAGUGGGAUAUACGAUAACGAUAUGCUCGAAUCGGAUUCGUCCGACUCCUUGGAGGAGGCGGGAGAGGACGGCCCCCCGGGGGAAACGAGGCCAAAGGUUAUUGAGGAGCCUAACGGUAUCGAAGAGGCGGGGGGUCGUGGGGGUCGUCAUGCCUUUGCAAGUAGUGAAGGGACUUUGGAAAAAUGUGCGAGUGAAAGUGAAUUUUAUGCGGAAAUUGCCGAUACCUCUAGUCCAAUCAAGUCAAAAGACGACAGUGAGCCUAGUCAGCAAAGACCAAAUUCAGUCGACUUGUCUUGGUACGAUUCCGCGUCGAGUGAUUUUUACAUCAACUCUGCUUUCGAGGGAAAUGUGAGUGGCAUUGCUGAGUUUGACCCUGCCAAACAGGGGCAUUAUUUACCCGAUCCAGAACCCAAAAAUGUAGGCAAGAGGAUGGUCAUGCUCAUCGAAGAACCCAGGAGGAGAGAGAACACUGACGCCUCCUACAAUACGGACGAGGACGAACUGGCAGCUUAUAUUUACGACCCUCAAAUCAACGACUCCUACAACACGUGCCUGAUGAAAAACCGCGAAUUUCUCAAGGACCCUUACAUCGAGCUCCACCGAAAAAUUCAGAAGGACAGGGAAAGGGAGGGCGAUAUCUUGGAGGACAGUUUACAGGACCCGUUGGAGGACCCCAAUUUUGCCCUGCCCUCCUCCCCGAGCCCCUUACCCAUCCCGCCCGAUUACGAAGAGGAGGACGACGAAUUCUUUAUGCAAGUCGUACCCCCGUUCGGGGACGUGACCUCCAAGUCUCAUGGCCUCAUCGACUACAAAUUUGAGAUGCAUGACGCUACCUGGGGGGUGUCCAGUGGGGAGGUGUACUUCGACCUGCUCACAGGCCAGAGGAUUCUCUCGACCAUUUACGAGUUCGAGGUCUCGUCGGACGAGGACACAGACUCAUACAGGAUGACCGAUUCUCGCUUGAGUGACGUCGAGGAGGAAGAGAUAAGAUAUUUCAGAAAAGACUCCUUAGAGGAGGAGGAGGAGGGGGAGGAUGAGGAUCCCUACUCGUUCUCCCGUGACACACUCAGUGCCGGAGAGGGGGAGGAGAAGGACGGAGGUCAUACGUCCCACUCCCAGCGGCCUGUAUGUGCGAAUGUUGGAGAUGAAAGGGACUUGUUGAAGGGGGCAAAUGAAAGUGAGAAUCCCAGUCUCUCGGCAGAUAGGGAACGAGGGGAAAGUAGUAUUUCUCGUGAUACGAGCGUGAGUGAUGCAUGCACAAAUGAUGACAGUCCGUUGAAUGCAGAAACAUUAUCUCAUCUCAGUGACAGAAUGGAGCGUGACGGUGAUGGCAAACACUACUCUAGUGACAAUAGUGAUCUCAAAGCCACUUGUGAGAAGGACGAAGGCAAAUUCGAGCACAGUGGACUUCCUUGCGUGAAAGAUGAAACUGGUGCCUUUGUGAUGGAGACAGAUAAAAUUAACCGUGAAUCAAAGGACAAAAGUGACAUUCGUAGCGGUGACGAGGAAUGCGAAGAGGGCAACAAUGCCGAAACCGCGCAGGAGAAUUUGAAUGAUUCCGCAAACGAAGACGCACACAUUUCGAUAGUCGUCACCACUGCCGAUGAAAACUCUAACGAUGAGGAGGACUUCUUCGCAAGUGAUACUUUCAUUACGACCCGCGAUCAUUACCAGUGUAAUGACAGUUCCGCCUGCGUCGCCGGGUCAGGCAAUUGCGGUGGCAACGCAAUUAACGCCGAUAGCUGCAGAAAUACCCUUGAGGUAACGGGCACUGUCAACUCGCACCUGAGUGACGACGAAGCCUUUCAGAGCGACGCUGAAACUGAUGUCACUUACGUCAGUAAUCACGAAACGGACGUACAUGUCACCAACAACGGACAUCACGAUGUAGCUAACAUUGCUGAAGCUGGCUUCAGCGACUCAGAUGAGGAAAAGAAUGCCCACGGGCACAAAAAAUACCCUUCGAAAGGCAGAAAUAAAGGAAAGACGAAUUUACGUAAAAAGGGUGGUGACGCUGUAGAUGACGGAUCUGUCAUGAGCGAUGACGCUCAAGCGGCGGCCUCCUCCAGCGCUGGAAAGUUUGACCCAGAUCAUACUGGUUCCGGUGACAGUCGUCAGGGUCCAAACAAGGAUUGUGCGGCUGACAAUCAAAGCAAAUCUGAAAGAUGUUCUGCUGAAGGAAGAAACGCUGAAGCUUCUAUUACUGAAGCUGAGUCUGUUUCGUGUCGUGAAACCGAAGCUCUUGCUGCUAGCAGUAGUGACCUAAGGAAAUCUGGAAUGGUUGACGCUAGCUGCAUUGAAGCUGAUGCGCUGUUAGAUCGACGUGAUUUUCGUGAAUUAAGAGAAGAAGAAAUAAAUGAGAAUAACAAUGUCAACAUUGAUCAGAAUUAUUGUUGCAAUGACGGGGACUUUGCGUUGUCUACAAAGGACAUACCAGAGGCAAAAAUCUGCGAGAAUUGUGAAAAAGAAAAUAAAGAGAUGUUCCCAAAUGAUAAAACCAAUGAAUGGAAAACUUCAGCUGACUAUUGCGCAGAAAUAGAAAAAACUGGCAACUCUGCCGUUGCAGAGGAGGGACAUUUAAGUAGAGGGAAGAAGAGCAAUUGCGAUUCGUCAUGCCGGCAGCAUCAAUAAAAAGAAAAGCAACCUGUCAUUGAUUCGAUUCAAUACACGGAGGAAGUUGCCGAGGACCUUCAUCUCCCCCCAGGGCGAGUCUCUAGGGUCGUUUGUGUUUGUUGUGACAAUCUCAUCGGCCAAGAUAUCCUUUCGAGAGACUCUGCAUCUCCAUUGAAGGGCGGAGAGACGGAGGGAAGUGACGAAUCUGAAUCGAAAUUGAGGCGAUCGUCAUCCAAUCGAGCAGAAUGCGAAGGGAUGCUUGUCAAUAUCGGUCGCAAGCAGAAGUGCCAAGAAAGAAACGCAGGAGAAAACUGUCGCAAAAGUGUCGAUAAAGAUCGGUACUUGACGGGUGAAGAAUUCGAAAUCUGCGUUCCCGAUCUCCCCCCGGCGAAACCCAAGAGGUUAUUUUUAAGGAGAUUGUCGAGCGAACUGAAAACGCCCGGGAGCCCCCCACCUGGGCCUUUGUUUGACAACACAGCAGGUGAUCCCGACGACCCGGAUUUGGCCCAGCCGCCCAUCAAGCCCAAAAGGAGGCGGCACAGCCCCAUGUCCCCCCCGAGGAAAAUGAAGAGGCUGCACAGAACCCCAUCGUCCGCUGUCGACGGAGACUUGGAAAACGGAGAAGCCAUAGAAAGGGAGAUAGAGCGAAUGAGUCGAGAGGAGCAAACUGGAGAAAAGACUGCUGCAGCUGUUGGCAGUGGUGUCGACGUUCCCGGCGGCGGCGGCGUUGCGAUCUAUAGUGGGUCAAGUUCAUUCGGUGCAGAAACCGCCGGAGAAGCUCGGGGUAAACGAGUUGGCACUGGCCCAGAUCCUCGUGAUCCAGGUAGCCACCAAUUGGACCUGAAUACUAAUUCCUCCUGCGAUGGGGAGAUAGGGUCGUCACCUGACGCGCAUGAAACGCUUGUUAGUCAGUCACGCGGAGAAAGGGCAACGAACGAUCAAGGUGAAGGCUGCUUUGCAGAAGAAGAGAAAGAAGCCGCCGAUGGCGUUUUCACUAGACCUACUACUAAGGUCUCAGAGGUAAUGGCAUCAUCUCUCGACACGAAACAGCCCUCUGACUCUCCUCCAAUGCCUCACAAAUUACCCGAAUCUGCUCAGAGUGAGGAUGAAUGCGCAAGAGACGAAGAAAGGGCUGACACUCUGAAUAAUAAUGAUGUUUGUUACGUACAUGGUUAUACUCCGGGAGAGGCUGGCGAUGGCGGUGACGAUGGUUUUCCAGACAAACCGGUUACAAGAAGUACCGACGAAGAACAGAAAGAAGAAGAAGAGUGCCACGAGACCACCGUUGUCGGUAACAGUAACGUCUUGCGUGACAUUACUAACGAACUGGAAACUAAAGUAGGUCACUCGAAUGUUGGUGAUGUUGAUACAGAACAUUCAAGUACAGGGAACGGGGUAGAAAACAACAAGGAGGUCUCGUGCCCUCGCCCCCCUAGGAGAAAGAAGAGAUCUCAUUCCUUCAAUACAUUUAAGGAUAGUCAACGCAUCCAUUUUAUAACGACAAAUAUUCCACCUCAGGAGGAAGUUAGAGACCCGAGGACUCCUCCAAAGGUUCCGCCGAGAACUUACGGUCGUUUCCAGUCCCUUCCUCGGCGCCCAAAAGCGCAGGAGGGCGUGGCCGCCUCUGGGCGCCAUUCUGCUGCUGGUGCCGGAAAAUCGGUGGGGCGAUCGGCAUCGACGGCAACGUGUCGCCCCCACAGCAUAAGAGACCGGGCAUCCGUCGCUAACGACCAUCUUGCGCAGGUGCCUUCGAGGAGUCCGAAGUUAGCUGCGACGCAGGGCAGCACCCCCUCAAACACCGUGAAGUUAGUCUCCUUCCAUCCACACACCCCUGGUUUCGGUCCCGCGACCCCCGCCGAAGUGCCUAAUAAAAACAAGAGGCUGAGCGAUUCCUUCAGGAAGAAGGGGUCCUACAUGAAAAAGCACUACUUAUCUCUCCCUCGAAAUCUGGCCAGAAAGUUGACGAACAGUUCCGAUAAAACCGACAACCCCGUGACGACCUGCUUCCCUUACCUGUUUCCCCGAAAACAGAAGGACCUUUACGAUUUCAAUUUUCCUUCUUCCCACCCGUCGGAAAUCCCCGAGCCAGAGCCUUACGCAAGAGCCCCCUCGACAGGUUCUGUGGAGAGUUUCUCUAAUCUCUUCACUUUCUAUUCGUCGAUGGAACAUUAUGAGCAGCCUGAUCACAGGAUUGAGAAUCCAUUUACCAAGGACACAGUACUCAGUCACAAAGAGAUACCACAGGGGCAGGUUGAUAAGAUUCCACCGCAGGCCCCGCCAAGGAGGAAUAGAAAGGAAUCCCCUGCGGCAUCGAUCUGCAGCGAAAGUAAUUCAGUAAAUCUGAAUGAAUCUGCAUCGACGUCCCAAGAUUUCAACAUUAAGCCGUCGAAUUCACCAAAUGAUGAAAAUAAAGAAACGCCCAUUCACGCGAAGGACACCAAAGAAAAAGAUAAUAUUUUGGGUGAUGAUGACAGCACGAAACUGCGCAGUGAGUCAUCCUGCGCCGCGGAAAUUUUAUCCCCCAACGAAUGCAAUGACCCCUCGGAGGUUUCCGAAACGCCACGAGCCACAGACAACUCUGUGAGAGAAAAUGAUGACCACACAGUAGUAGAAGAAGAAGGAGAGGAGCCAUCUCAUAAAACUGCCGAAAACAGAGAGAACAUAGUAUUACAUAAUGAUGAAACAAUCGAAGGUAACUCUGUGACAGACGAAGAAAAACUUCAUCCGCUACGGAAAGGCGAAACGACUUUGACGACCGCCGAUCUCGAAGGUGUUGCGACACCCACUACUACACCCACAGACGUUUCCGUAACCCCCCCAGAGGUCUCACAACAAAAGCAAGUCCCCUGGACGCCUCCGAACGUGGCCCUCCAAACAUGGGCCGAAAGGCAAGGGGUUCAAGAACUCGAGUUUACCCCCCUGUCACUGCGUCGCCUCACUUUAGAGAAGAGAAAGGAGUACGGAUCCCUGAAGGAAAGGAGGAUCAAGACUUAUCUGUCUAUGGGACAGAUCGACUGGAAGAAAGAUUUCUCCCUCAGAGAAAGGGACUGGAAAGGCUACCAGUCCCUGGAAGAUCUGGGAGGCAAAAUGUUUGGAUCCAUGGAUGAUAUUCGUCAAGACACUCCAUCUCCGGGCCCACCAGUGGACCAGGACAAGGAGGAGAAUCAACAACAGGACAGUAACAGCAAGUCCCAGAAGAGAGGGGAGGACGAUACCAGACUGCAGCAGGACCGCUGCGUUGAAGUCUACCCCGAGACAGUCAGGCAGAGACAGAGAAACAUGAUGACCUCGGCCAAUAAGGUCGAUAUUAAGAACUGGACUUCCAGUGGUAAUGAUACCCUAACAAGUCCUUCCAAAGUCAAAAAGUUCCUGCCGUCUGUUAAAGCCCUACGAAACCAGUUUGAGACUGGCAAAACCAACAACAACAGAGCAGAGACCAACGGCAACGGCACCACGAAUGGGAAUCUCAGCCGCAAAUCUUCCAUCUCAAACUCCUCUGUAGCCAGCUCUAUAGAAAAGACAAGCAGCACAAACAGCCUCAGUUCUGCAAACGGUUCAGUAGAGAAUCUCCACAGUUCAAACAUCGAGAACAGUAGGCCUGUCGAUCCUGAUGAGCCAGUUGAACCCAUCUACAGUCAGUUCAAAAAGGUGGAUGAGGAACUUAGAGAGUUGAUGAGCAAACCUCCCUCAACCACAGGAUGGAAUCCACGAUCUCUACUGAAGCGUCUGUAUUAUGUACCAGAUGCUCCUAAGCACCAUAGUCAAGGUACAACUUAUAUCAACAUUGAAGGGUACCUGGAGAAACUUCCUUCCGGAAGAAAGAAAGCCACCUUUUGGAAUGCUUGGAAGAGACGUUACUUUGUGGCAAAAGAUGGUGUUCUUUAUUAUUAUCAGAACCCACAAGCAGACAAAGCCAGUAUGAAGAUGACCCUUAUGGGUGGUAAAGUGGAGUGCAUGGAACCUAGCAUGGUCGGCGUUGAUGAUGGGAGCAGGGACUCUAAAGCUGGGGCCAUGAUCGGCAUUGAUGAUGGGAAGGGCCAUUAUGUGGUCGUGAGAUGCAGUUCAAAGCAGGAGGCAGAGAGAUGGCGACGUGCUCUGGAAACCCAUACGGUAGAGGACUUUGCAAGUCAGUAUGUCCAACCUUGGCCCAUACCUACAAAUCCUACAAUGCUUAGAGAUACACUUAUCAUAGAUUUGGGUUCCUGUUCAGUCAGAGCUGGUGUCCUGGCAUCACAAGCCACCCUUCCACAAGUUUUCUUCCCAUCAGUGGUGGCAACAGAAAGAGAAACCAGACGUCAGAUCUGGGGCUUUGAUGCCCUCUCACCAGAUGUACGAUCUGUUUCCUCAGUUUCUUUCCCCGUUAGACCCUCGCACAAAAUUUCAAAGUACUCUGUAGACCUGAGUGCGGUCUCAAGUCUCCUGCAGAAAGCCUUUGCCGACCUUAAAGUGGAUCCCAAAAACUACAAUGUUCAACUUUCUGUUCCAAGAGUACUGAAUCCCAACACCCAAGCAGAACUUCUCAGGCUUCUGUUUGAUAAGUAUGGUGUUAAGUCAGUCAACCUUACCCAUCAAUCCAUUUUGGCACUCUAUGCAUACAAUGCUACUUCUGGUAUUGUAGUCGACAUUGGAGACAGACUGGAUAUUGUUCCUGUUAUUGAUGGUUACAUCGUAGAUGGAGGAGUAUCUCGAGUACCUUAUGGAGGUUACAGAAUCCUUGAUCAUCUCAGACAGUUCUUGUACCAGAGGAAUGUCUCUCUUAUCAAUGAAGUUGAGAGUUACAUCAUCAGACAAGUCCUGGAAAAUAUUUGUUAUUGUGCUCACCAUUACAACACAGAGAAGGCUCGCUGUACCAAUAACCCAGACAAUUACGAAAAAGGAGUUUCCCUGGCGGAGUACUUCCAGAAAGAUAGCCCUUAUGAGUGUAUAUCCCUAGACUUUGGUCGUUUCCAAGCAACAGAGGGUCUUUUCAAUCCAGAUGCUUGGGGACUUGAUCAUCCUGGUAUACAUAAACUAGUACACAAGGCUAUAAUGGAAUGCAGCAUGGAUAUACGUAAGGAGAUGAGUCGCAGUAUAUUUUUGGCUGGUGGAGUAACCCAGCUUCCAGGACUUGUAGAGAGACUAACCACAGAAAUUGACAAUCUCACCCCUCCUGCUAUUAGACCAAAGGUUCAUGCUUCUCCCUAUCGUUAUCACGCUGCUUACAUUGGAGCCUGCGUUCUAGCCGAAUCCCCAGCAUUCACCCAGUCCAAAAUUACUAGAGAGGACUGGAACAAGCAUGGCAAUUCAGCACUCAAGAAAUGGUCACUCUGAACACAAGGACCACAGAAGUCUUUGGCUUGAACAAAUCUAAAGCGGAACGAUCAUCUUUGCUGGGAUUUUUCCUAGUGUCCCUCGGAGAAGCACCACACAGCAUUUUCCAAGUGACUUCACUUUUAUAUUGCUAAUACUGUAUAUGAGAAUCAUGUGUAUUGUGUGAAAGCUAUACUCAUGCACAAAAUUUUUUUCUAGUUGCCUCACUUGGUCACCAUAUGUACAGAAUUUUAACACUAAAAUGCCAAGUCAUUUAAGCUAAAUAUAAAAAUCAUUCCUAGUAUAAUGUAAGUAUUAUAUACAUUGUUAUAUUUUCAACCGAACAUAAUUUUAAAAGCAGCAGAUUAAGCCAGGUAACAAUAUGUGAAUCAUGGCUGAUGGUAGUUAGUUUUAAUAGCAAUUCUUUACUUUUGGUGUAAAUGUCACCAAAAACUUUGAAUUUUGCUAAAAUAAUAUAUAUUGUUCAAACCUAUAUCAUUUAUAGAGAACCAAUAUUGUUAGGAAAUAGUUUUAUGGACCGUCUUGACGAGAUAACAUCGAAAAAUAACAAUGCAUCCAGUGUUUUCUAAAUACUGUACUAAAGCCUAUAUUAAUGAAGCAGGAGAAUUUAUAGAUUAUUUGUAAUAUAUACUUAUUUCUCCAGCAAGAAAAGUGUAUAAUUUGUAAAUACAAAUCCUUGAUAAGGGAAAGGUUAACUUAUUUUCAUUAUGUAAUAUACAAUCACACAUUGUUUACUUAUCUCAAAUAUAUUUGUAUAUGAGAA